Sarcophilus harrisii (Tasmanian devil) is the source of this 5730-nucleotide messenger RNA. RefSeq names its product cadherin 11 (gene CDH11). The record is from RefSeq and is a predicted model, not a curated record. The coding region runs from base 636 to 3023 and encodes 795 amino acids. Gene Ontology annotation, cellular component: plasma membrane; catenin complex; adherens junction. Gene Ontology annotation, biological process: cell-cell junction assembly; multicellular organism development; calcium-dependent cell-cell adhesion. Gene Ontology annotation, molecular function: calcium ion binding; cadherin binding. Lineage: Eukaryota; Metazoa; Chordata; Mammalia; Dasyuromorphia; Dasyuridae. The transcript has 14 exons.
CCACCCUCCCGCCCUCCCCGCCACCUCCCCCCUGGUUUCUAAUUCCUGCCACUAGCUCAGCGGCUCAUUCAGCGGCGCCUUCAGCAGAGUGGAGUGUACCAAAGCUGAGAUGCAGUUGUGUCUGCCCGCUGUCUAGUUGUGAAUGGGACUUGUCUCCUUGCUCUGUUCUGGGGGUGACAGUACUGAGCCAGCCCUGGAGGACUCCAAGCCAGAUCUACGAUUUUUGGACAAGCAGUCCCAGGAGAGUGAUUUUUGUGGUGAUUCAUUAAGCGAUCAAUCCAAUGGGUGGUGUGUGUUACAGAAAUUGGCAACAAGUAUCCAAUGGGUGAAGAAGUCAUCCAAAUCCAUCACUGGUCUGUAAUGAAAAACCUUGCCAGCUCACUAGGGUGGACCAGACCAUGUACUACAUAUUUGAGAGCCCGGGGUCACCAUCCUCCUGCAGUUAAACACCAAAGGAAGAGGCAAAAUUGGGAAGGUGCACAGCAUUGAGGUGAUGCUCUUCCUGAAUGGUGGUAUUCUGUCUGGAGACGGUUCCAUUUGAGUGUACUGAGUGGCCUGCCACAUUGAAGACUAUCAGAUCUCCGAGUACAAAGGCUGGAUUUACAGAUACUCCUGUGCCUCUCACUUAACCAAAAAUGAAGGAGAACUACUGUUUACAUGCUAUCCUGGUCUGCCUGGGAAUGCUGGCUAACAGCCAGGCAUUUUCAACUGAGAAAUCGAAUCAUUUAAGGUCUCUCCACGCUCACCAUGAAAAAGGAAAAGAAGGUCAGGUUCUUCAACGUUCCAAAAGAGGCUGGGUCUGGAAUCAGUUUUUUGUAAUUGAGGAGUACACUGGACCGGAUCCUGUGUUAGUUGGCAGGCUCCACUCUGAUAUUGAUUCUGGUGAUGGGAACAUUAAAUACAUUCUCUCAGGUGAAGGAGCAGGAACCAUUUUUGUUAUUGAUGAUAAAUCAGGGAACAUUCAUGCAACUAAGACACUGGACCGAGAAGAAAGAGCCCAGUAUACUCUGAUGGCUCAAGCUGUGGACAGAGACACCAAUCGACCAUUGGAGCCACCUUCAGAAUUCAUUGUCAAAGUUCAGGACAUCAAUGACAACCCUCCUGAAUUCUUACAUGAAAAUUACCAUGCCAAUGUGCCAGAGCGGUCCAAUGUGGGUACAUCUGUGAUCCAAGUAACUGCUUCAGAUGCUGAUGAUCCUACCUAUGGAAAUAGUGCUAAACUGGUUUAUAGCAUUCUGGAGGGCCAGCCCUAUUUUUCUGUUGAAGCACAAACAGGUAUAAUCAGAACGGCGCUUCCAAAUAUGGACAGAGAAGCAAAGGAAGAAUAUCAUGUUGUAAUACAAGCCAAGGACAUGGGUGGACACAUGGGCGGACUCUCAGGGACAACCAAAGUGACAAUUACACUGACCGAUGUCAAUGACAACCCACCAAAGUUUCCACAGAGUGUAUACCAGAUGUCUGUGUCAGAAGCAGCUGUGCCAGGAGAAGAAGUAGGACGAUUGAAGGCCAAAGACCCAGAUAUUGGAGAAAAUGGCUUAGUAACCUAUAAUAUCAUUGAUGGGGAUGGCAUGGAGCUGUUUGAAAUAACAACAGAUUAUGAAACACAGGAAGGCGUGGUGAAACUUAAGAAGCCUGUAGAUUUUGAAACCAAAAAAGCUUACAAUCUAAAGGUGGAGGCUGCAAAUGUUCACAUUGACCCCAAGUUCAUCAGCAAUGGCCCAUUCAAAGACACGGUAACAGUGAAGAUCGCUGUGGAAGAUGCUGAUGAGCCGCCAAUGUUUUUAGCACCCAGUUAUAUUCAUGAAGUUCAAGAAAAUGCGGCUGCUGGUACUAUUGUUGGUAGAGUCCAUGCCAAAGACCCUGAUGCUGCCGGGAGCCCCAUCAGAUAUUCAAUUGAUCGGCACACUGACCUCGACAGAUAUUUCAGUAUUGGUCAAGAAGAUGGUUUUAUUAAAACCACAAAACCUCUUGACAGGGAGGAAACAGCCUGGCUCAACAUUUCUGUCUUUGCAACUGAAUUCCACAAUCGACACCAAGAAGCUAAAGUCCCAGUUGCCAUCAGAGUUAUUGAUGUCAAUGAUAAUGCUCCCAAAUUUGCAGCCCCAUAUGAAGGCUUUAUUUGUGAGAGUGACCAGACAAAACCUGUUUCUAAUCAGCCAAUAGUUUCCAUUAGUGCUGAUGACAAGGAUGACACAGCCAAUGGACCAAGAUUUCUCUUCAGUUUACCUCCUGAAAUUGUCCAUAACCCAAAUUUUACAGUCCGAGACAACAGAGACAACACCGCUGGUGUUUAUGUCAAACGUGGUGGUUUCAGUCGGCAGAAGCAAGACUUAUACCUGCUACCAAUAGUGAUCAGUGAUGGGGGGAUACCUCCCAUGAGCAGCACCAAUACCCUGACAAUCAAGGUGUGCGGAUGUGAUGUCAAUGGGGCAUUGUUGUCCUGCAACGCCGAAGCCUAUGUCCUCAAUGCAGGACUCAGCACGGGGGCGUUAGUUGCCAUCUUGGCCUGCAUUGUGAUUUUGCUGGUUAUUGUCGUGUUAUUUGUGACCCUGAGAAGGCAAAAGAAAGAACCACUAAUAGUCUUUGAGGAAGAAGAUGUGCGAGAGAACAUCAUUACCUAUGAUGAUGAGGGUGGUGGAGAAGAAGAUACAGAGGCUUUUGAUAUUGCAACCCUCCAAAACCCUGAUGGGAUUAAUGGAUUUAUUCCCCGUAAAGAUAUCAAGCCAGAGUAUCAAUAUAUGCCUAGACCUGGGCUUCGACCAGCUCCCAACAGCGUGGAUGUUGAUGAUUUCAUCAACACAAGGAUACAGGAGGCUGACAAUGACCCAACGGCUCCUCCUUAUGACUCUAUCCAAAUCUAUGGCUAUGAAGGACGGGGCUCAGUGGCUGGUUCUCUCAGCUCCUUAGAGUCGGCUACAACAGAUUCUGAUUUGGACUAUGAUUAUCUACAAAACUGGGGACCUCGUUUUAAGAAACUAGCAGACUUGUAUGGUUCCAAAGACACUUUUGAUGAUGAUUCUUAACAAUAAAGAUACAAAUUUGGCCUUAAGAACUGUGUCCAAUAUUCUGAAGACCCCAGAAGAAAUGUAAACAGGUAUUUUUUUAAAAUCAAGGAAAGGCUCAUUUAGAAUGGCAACAUUUUACAGAGAGGAUCACUUUAAUAAAAAUGAGGACCUCCCAGUGGUAAAUACUGUGAAGUACCUUUUCUCCCAAAAGGCAAACAAAGAAGUUGGUUAUCGACUUCACUCAAGAGAAACCACUUGCCGUGCAAAAUAUUUAAGUGAAGGAAAAUGUUAACAGUGGACUUAGCAAUGAAGGGAUUUUUUUUUUCUGUGUUAUGAACAUCUAAACCUUUAAGUCAAAGAAGCUUCCACAAAAUUAAAAAAAGGACAACAGUUCUGAGCUGUAAUUUCGCCUUAAAACUAUGGACACUCUGUACGUAGUGCAUUCUUAAACUUGAAAUAUAUAAUAUUCAGCCAGCUUAAACCCAUAUGAUGUAUGUACAAUACAAUGUACAAUUAUUGUCUCUUGAGCAUCAAACUUGUUACUGCUAAUUCUUGUAAAUCUUUUUGCUUAUACUUUCAUCUUAAACUAAUACGUGCCAGAUAUAACUCUGUCUUGUUGCAGUGGGAGGCGCCCUAUUUCUAUGUCAUUUUUAAUGUAUCUAUUUGUACAAUUUUAAAGCUCUUAUUUUAGUAUACAUACAGAUUUCAGUAUUCUGACAUGUAAGAAAUGUUACAGCAUCACACUUAUAUUUUAUGAACAUUGUACUGUUGCUUUAAUAUGUGCUUCAAUAUAAGAAGCAACCUUUGAAAUAAAAAAAAUGAUUCUUUUUUUAAUCCUUGUUUUUGAUUCUUAAGCAUUUAAAAGGAGCCCCAUGUUUCUAAUGUCCCGUUUAUAGUUCUAAUGGACAAUUGUGACCUUUUAAUAGCCCUAUUUAUUAUCUGUUUGAAGUUUGUCUGUUGCCUUGUUAAGUGUUUAUUUAAAAAGCAAAUACAUUUUACAAAUGUUUUUUGAGAAAACUCUGUAAUGUCGUGUGAAUAAUUUUGUACCCUCUCAGUAGAAGACUUGUGGCUUCUUUCAGAGCACAGAUUCUAGGAGGAGAUGAUGCUCUGGACUGAGGGUUGGUUCUCAUUUUACAAUAUAUGUUAUGUAAUGUGCAUUUAUAUUCUAUCUUAGCAAUUCCAUGAUUAUGUAAUAAUAAGGCAACGAAGGUCCCAUAAUCUUCCAUAUUUGCAAUGGAGGCUUCAUUGUCUUGAAUGAACUCCUCUGGGUAUACCAGAAAAAUCUUAAGUCUUGCCCCAUGUGAUUACGAGAGCCCCUCACAAUGUUCCACCUGGCAAUUAGUUUAUCUGAAUAAUAAUUAUGACUAGCAUUUCAAGAUAUUUUUGUUUUCCUGCUGUAGAAUGACCUCAUCUUAGAAUAACAUGGCAUUUAAAUUUUUAAUGAAAGGUAGUAAUUUCUUUCAGAUUUGCUAUUUUUAGCAUUUUUUAAUUGAAUGAAAUUAUCUAUGACUUUUUUUAAAAAAUAUAUUUUAUUUUAAGAUGGGGCAAGGGGGAAGGGGACCAGGAGAGUCUCAAUGUAUCAGCUCAGCUCUGUAUACGUGUCUGUAGUCUAUUGAAACAUUAUAUAGCUUCUUGGACUAUACAGCUCCUUCCUGAUGCUUUACUGCUCUGGAGAAUCAGAGAGGAAAGAUUUAAAUGGAGCUUGAAAGGACACAGAAGUAUGGCACUUUGAGAAGAUGCUACUAUCCUUAUUCUCAUGACCUCUGUGCCAUAGGUGUCAUGUUUCUCAUUUGCAAUGAGAAGAUAACCUAGGUUAUAUCCCAAAUGACAACUAGAGCAAUAACCAAGUGUGUGUGUGGUGAAGUUGACUUGAAAGAGGUUGCACUAGAUGACCUCACAGGUCACAGCAAUGCUGAGAUUUUAGGAUUCUAUAAUUAGCAAUAGUAGGGGAAAGGUAACAUCCAUAUAUGACAUAAUUUUCUUUUUGUCAUCCCAGGUACAGGAAAAGUGACCUAUCUAGGACUAUAUUGACUAUAAAGUCAAUGCUUAGAUUUUCUUUCGUUUUCUCUCUUUGUUUCUUUUGAAAUUAGAUAAUGUUAUUCUACAUGCUUUGCUGGAACAACUUUCCAUUUAAUUACUUUUAGUUCAAAAUCGAGUCACAAACAGAGAUAAUCACUUUCAAAGCAUUCCUACAAGCUCGAGCUCCUGGCUCAUAUUGACCACUUUGUAUUCAAAUCAAAUUUUGCAGGAGAUGUCAAUGGAACCAACUCCCCAUUUAUGAUUAAUUCAGAGUCCUCCGUUUUAUUAAAGGGUUUUGUCUUUUCCAUAGGUUAAUAAUUUUUGCAUUUGGGUUCAUUUUUUUCUAUUUUUUUAUAAUCCAAAGAAUAUUUUGCUAGAUUUGCACAGUUCUUCACUUGAAUUUGAAACAAUGGAAAUAGGCAAAAAAUAAAGAAGUCAUACUUAACACAAGAACACAAGUACAAAUGCUCCCAUUGUAAAUGUUGAUGACACCAUUAGAACUGUAUUAGGGGUAGAACUGAUCACUUCAUUUUCUACAUAUUUAUGUUCAACAUUAAAAGGAACACUGUCCACUACUUUUUUAUGAGUUAUAAAUGGUUGGGUUUGGAGGACUUUUUUGUUGUUUUGGUUUGGUUUGGUUUUGGUUUUAGUCUCUGUUGUUUGUAGAACCCUCUUAGAAGCUUGGAAAUAAAAUUUCUUUCCCUAA